Molecule: messenger RNA, 2013 nt
Organism: Paramacrobiotus metropolitanus
Lineage: Eukaryota; Metazoa; Tardigrada; Eutardigrada; Parachela; Macrobiotidae
Product: tropomodulin-like
Exons: 7
Coding region: 408-1481 (357 amino acids)
Biological process (GO): pointed-end actin filament capping; myofibril assembly
Cellular component (GO): myofibril
Molecular function (GO): tropomyosin binding
Source: RefSeq, a predicted model, not a curated record
UAUAGAUUAUAGACAGAUUUUCUGGUUGAUAAUUUUUGAUAAUUAUCAGUUUGAUAUUUGAUGAUAAAUUAAUAAUCAUAAAGCAAUCGGAAGCACUCCGGUAUCGUCGGUGGUUUUUGGUGCAUGGUUGACCACACAUAAUCCCGUUUACUAAAAACCAACCUGCUUCUGCUGCCUUGGAUUGCCAGCUUUGCAUCUUUACAAAAGUUGGCUUAACACUCACCAGUAUUAAACGAAGGAGUUUAGAAUCGUCGUCUUGCUGCUUGCAGCUUACGAGUUACUUAACUUUUCUUUCCCUUCUUCCAUCUGGCGGAUUAGCUUAUAGCGACAAAUCUUUGGAAUUGCCAGUUUCGUUGCUUUAAAAGAGUUUCGUUGUGUUCUGGGCGCAAACAGCAACAAGAACUGAAAUGGCGUCGAAACUAUUUGGACGGGAUCUCAGUGAAUAUGACGAUUUGGAUGUUGAGGCUAUGCUGGAUAAACUUACUCCGGCCGAGAUCGAAGAGUUAAACAAUUACGUUGAUCCUGAUAAUUCGUAUCUCCCGGCUCAUCAGCGAUGUCGGGAUCAGACAACAAAAGCCCCCACUGGGCCACUGAAUCGGGAAAAAUUAGUGGAGUUUCUUGAAAUGAAAGCCAGAGAAGAGAAAGACUGGGACGAAGCUGUUCCAUAUGAAGCCGGAACUGUUAGAGGGAAAAAGUUUGUCCCGAAAGAAAUCACCCCUCCACCUUCAAAGGACGACAUUGGCUUUAAUGUUGACGAUGAGUACGAAAAAGCGUUGGACGACGCAACAGAAGAAGAUCUUGUGGAUUUGGCAGCUAUUUUGGGCCUGCAUGGCAUGCUCAACCAGACCCAGUAUCAUGCGGCAUUUGACGACAUCCAGAAGGGUGGAGUGGCGCCCAAACAAACCAAAUUUCAAAGUAUUGCUAAGGCGGAUAUGCCUAAAUUUAUGCCGCCCGAGCCGGACAACGAUACCGAUGUGGAAGCUACCAUUGAGCAAGUUAAGAAAAACGAUAGUUCACUGAAAGAGCUCAACUGGAACAAUAUCAAGAAUAUUUCCAUUGAAAAAUUUCAUCAGCUUUUCGAAGGCUUAAAGAGCAACACCCAUCUUCAGUCGCUUUCGCUGGCUAACACUCGAAUGACCGAUCAUGCCGCUAAGCCACUUGCGCAAGCACUUGAAGAGAACAAGACACUAAAGACACUGAAUGUUGAGACGAAUUAUUUGGCCGGCGAGACCGUCGUGGAAUUGAUUCGGGCUCUGCUGAAAAACCAGACUGUCCUCGAAUUCCGCGCAUCGAACCAGAGUCCUUCCGUGUUGGGACAGAAGAUUGAGAUGGAGAUUUCUAAACUGAUUCUGCAAAAUCAGAAUAUACUUCGAUUGGGUAUAGCUUUUGAGAUUGCCGGGGCACGUGUGCGGGUGCAUGAACAUUUGCAACGGAAUAAUGAUAAAAUUCGCCAACAGCGUGCUAAAGGUGAUGAGGACUAACCGGAAAACCGGUUAAUUUGCUCCGUAUAUGCUAUAUCUGAGUAGACCUAAUAACAUACUGGCUGAAACUAACUCGCAUAAUAUGCUUUGUAGCUCUGCACUAAAUUACUUCGUCGCCCCUUUAACUACUUUACCGGUUCCUCUGCUUCCCCGUUAUCCCAUUACCUCAGUGACUUCGCCGUCUUUUUUUACAGUCGCCUUUUAAUCGCAUUUAGCACUUUCUUUAGUGAUUUCAGUGUUCUCUUCGUGCCGUUUAAAAUUGGUUCGUCUUUGCCUGUUGUGCUGGUUUUAGCCGCAUGUCGUGCGAUCGAGUAAUUAUGCCCGUGAAAUAUGCCGGAUAGAAUUGUAGUUCCAUAGACUAUCUUCGCGUGAUGCUGCGAAGCUGACCUUGUGAGUUUUGUGUGUGCCAUUGCGCAUUUUGUUAUUUUUAGCUUUUAGUGUGUUGGUUUGACAGAGAGACUGUUGUUGAUGUCACUGUUUUUAGUGGUUGUACAAGACCUUGCAUAAGGAAGACGAUUUGUAGUAUUUAUGA